Messenger RNA from Tripterygium wilfordii, 2404 nucleotides. Its product is annotated as SCARECROW-LIKE protein 7-like. Gene Ontology annotation, molecular function: sequence-specific DNA binding; DNA-binding transcription factor activity. The coding region runs from base 177 to 2012 and encodes 611 amino acids. The record is from RefSeq and is a predicted model, not a curated record. Lineage: Eukaryota; Viridiplantae; Streptophyta; Magnoliopsida; Celastrales; Celastraceae. Gene Ontology annotation, cellular component: nucleus. Gene Ontology annotation, biological process: regulation of DNA-templated transcription. The transcript has 2 exons.
GACCCAUUUGGUUGGACUUUGAUCCGCUAUUGUUGAGUUUUCCUACUUCUGGAGUCCCUACUCAUCCUCACUCUCCCAUUCUCUCUCUAGCCAUAGCUACACCUAAAGCAGUCUAAGUUGGGAGCCUGUUGCUUCUGAGCCUUCAGUAGUUUUUACCGGCGAGAUUUGGCCGGAGAAUGGCAUAUAUGUGCACAGAUAGUGGCAAUCUAAUGGCUAUAGCUCAACAAGUCAUCAAGCAGAAAGAGCAGCAAGAGCAAGAGCAACAACAAAGCAAUCACCACCAGCAACAGCAACUUCUGGGUCUCAACCCCUUUUCUCUAAACCCUUGGUCCAAUUCAACUCAUCAAUCAAUGUCUGGUGCUCCCAAUUUGGGAUAUGCGGUGAUGGGUCCGGGUUUCACAGACCCAUUUCAGGUGCCUGGUGGUGGAGAUGCCGGAGAAGCGGGGUUUCAGUUCCCGAACAUGGAGCAACAUAUGGCUGGGUUUAGGUUCUCUGAUUUUGGUGGCGGUGCUGGUGGUGAGUUCGACUCGGACGAGUGGAUGGAUAGCUUAAUGGGCGGUGGAAACUCAACGGAUAGUUCUAAUCUACCGUCUAGUUGCGACGCGUGGCAUAAUAGUGCAGAUUUUAAUCUCCUCGGAUCCGAUCCAUACGUCGCCUGUCCGAGUCGGCUCAGUGUGGGUUGCUCGCGGCCGUCUGAUCUCAACCGUCUCGUUUUCGCCGAAACUCAGAAGAGUAGCCCUAACGCUCUCCAACCUCAGGUCCCAUCAUGGGCCCCAUCUCCGCCACCUCCUCCUCCCCAAGCGAUUAUGAAAGACACGAAGCCAGUGAAUCCCUCACCACCAACCCUACGCAAGAACGACGUCGUCGGCAUAAGUUCUCCGGAAAUCGAGUCAGCGUCGCCGCUCUUAAAAGCCUUACUAGAUUGUGCUCGAAUGGCGGAGUCCGAACCGGAGCUGGCAGUGAAAUCGCUGAUUCGAAUCAGAGAGUCCAUUUCUGAGCAAGGAAAUCCAUUAGAAAGGGUUGUAUUUUACUUCACUGAAGCACUGUACAGAAAAUUAUCAUUGCGAGCAGAGAAAAGCUUGACUGUGUUGGGGACUGCAUGUGAAGACUUUAUUUUGUGUUAUAAAGCCUUGAACGAUGCGUGUCCAUAUUCAAAAUUUGCUCAUUUGACAGCAAACCAAGCAAUUCUUGAAGCUACAGAGAGCGCGACCAAGAUUCACAUUGUUGAUUUUGGGAUCGUUCAAGGUGUUCAAUGGGCUGCCCUGCUACAUGCUCUGGCCACCCGCUCUACAGGUAAGCCUGUCAGGAUUCGGAUAUCUGGUAUACCGGCCCCCGCCCUAGGCAACUCGCCCGCGGCUUCUUUGUUCGCUACUGGAAAUCGGCUUCGCGAUUUCGCUAAGCUUCUUGAUUUGAACUUUGAGUUCGAACCGAUCCUAACGCCUAUUCAGGAGCUAAGUGAGUCGAACUUUCGUGUCGACCCGGACGAAGUAUUGGCUGUUAAUUUUAUGCUUCAAUUGUAUAAUUUGCUGGAUGAGACUCCGACGACUGUAGAAACAGCUCUAAGAAUAGCCAAAUCGUUGAGCCCGGAAAUCGUUACUCUCGGGGAGUACGAAGUGAGCUUGAAUCGGGUUGGAUACCUGGAUCGGUUCAAGAACGCUCUGAGGUACUACUGGGCUGUAUUUGAGUCGUUGGAGCCAAACUUAACCAGAGACUCUUUGGAGAGACUCCAAUUGGAGAAACUGCUACUGGGUCGCCGAAUUUACGGUGUGAUUGGACCAGAGGAACCAGGUACCAGAAGGGAAAGAAUGGAGGAUAAAGAGCAGUGGAAAGUUUUAAUGGAAAGUUGUGGUUUUGAAUCCGUUGCUCUCAGCCAUUACUCUGUCAGCCAAGCUAAGAUUCUUCUAUGGGACUACAAUUACAGUUCUUUGUACACUCUAUUUGAAUCUCAAACGGGGUUUCUUUCUCUAGCUUGGGACGAGGUCCCUCUCCUCACUGUUUCUUCAUGGCGUUAAUGGGUUCAUCCUGCCUCAAUUUGGGGUUUUUUGCUUUCCACCUGAUAAUUUUUCUAUAGUGGCACAAUUUGAAACAGCUUAUACACCAUUGACAGUCUUGUUGGACCUUCUGUGUUAGACAUGAAACUCAGUCUCAUGGUUAGCUAUAGUUGUUGAUUACAUUAGAAAAAAACUCGUCACUUAGUUCUUAAUUCUGCUGCUUGAUCUUUGAUUUUUUUUUCCUUCCAAUUUCGUAGUUUUUCUCUAUUUUCAUUCUGGGGUUUUUAAUACCAAUUGUAAAAAGGGAACUGAAAAUUAUAAAGAUCAGAAAAUUUAAUUUCCCUUGGUGUUCGUAAUUUUGUAUAUAGUUUGGAUCUUAACUUCAUUUCCUAUACCGUGUAGACGUUUUUAUC